Messenger RNA from Juglans microcarpa x Juglans regia, 1108 nucleotides. RefSeq names its product autophagy-related protein 101-like. Gene Ontology annotation, biological process: autophagy; autophagosome assembly. The coding region runs from base 219 to 878 and encodes 219 amino acids. Lineage: Eukaryota; Viridiplantae; Streptophyta; Magnoliopsida; Fagales; Juglandaceae. Gene Ontology annotation, cellular component: phagophore assembly site. The record is from RefSeq and is a predicted model, not a curated record. The transcript has 7 exons.
AUCCAAAUAGCUAAAGCAUUUUACUCUGGUCCAGUCUCGUUUAUGAAACCUACCCGAUUAUUCCCAAUCCCAAAACGGAUUUGCUUACACUCAAAACUUUGAACACUUCGAUCAGGAAUGUGAUCAAUCUCUCUGUCAACUUGAUUCGAGAAAGCUAGGGUUUGCGUCUUUUAACUUCUAUAAAAAAAAUUUUAAAAAAACUUUGGUUACCAGGCGCCAUGAACUGCGAAGUUUGCCAACUCAAAGAAUUGGAAGUGGAGCACUUCGAGAUAGGGGAAGUUCUACGCUGCAUACUACACACAAUCUUGUUUCAUCGGGCUUUAGGUCUAGUGCGGCCCAAAGACAUUGAUUUGGAACUUUUUGAAAUUACAUAUGUGCAAUGCGGAGAUGUGGAACUUGAAAAGAAAAUAGAUGAGAAGAUUGAACAGUUCAUUAGCUGGGUAGAGAAACACCCAAACAAGAAAAGUCAGAUAUGCUUAUCUUUCUAUGAAGUGAAAAACAAACAGCCUUCUUGGUGGACUAAUAAAAUUGAACGCCUAUAUUGGGAACAGUGGUAUAUCAAUUUGAAUGUGGCCCAACACACCAAAGCACAUUCUAGCAAGUCUCAUCAUUCCAAACUUGUGGUUGAUCCAGGAGAGAGUGCAGUAGAGGAGAGAAGUGUUCGCAGAGCAGCACUUGAAGCAUCUCUCCGUGAGGUAAUGUUUCAAAUCAUAAAAUUUGCAAAUGAGAAGAAGGAUCAUGUUCCUCCCAUACCAAAUCGUGAAGGCAUUGUCUCUUUUCCCUAUGAAAUCACUAUCCCAAGUUCAUCAGAUUCUGCAUUUGGAAUGGACAUGAUCAAGAAGAUGCUCCAAACCGGGCAUCCAACCAUGCUCAGCUGAUUAUCAAAGUGCAUAAGCUCGACCACUUAUUCCGGUUGUGUUUCAGAAGUAAGAUGGAUUCUUAUGUUUAUGAUAUCUCAAGACAUGUAUAUAUGAGGUGGUUAAGCUGAUGUGCCCAGAAAAGUUUUGAUUUUCUGAACAGAAGUUGAUCCUAGGAGCAUUUACAUUUUAAAGAUUAGUUAUCAUUGUAAAAUUAAUUUUCUGGUAUAAACCAGCCGGUCUCUUUUGCA